CUUCCCUUCCCUACUCCGCCCGUACUUGUAUGCCUGUGCGAAAGUAAAGUUUCUUGGGAAUUAAUAUUCGGAAUCGACCCAAGCUCACAGCCUGGCGAGCCUAGCAGCCCACUAACCUACUGCGCUCUAGCAGCUGGAGCCCUGCCCUUAACGAUUGUCUUAGCACACCACAGCGUGCCCCGGCCCGUGGCCCUUCGCCUACAGCAACCUUCGAGCACCCCAGUUUGCUCCCAGAAAGACCCGCUGUGGUUCUCGAAUCCUGGUCAUUAUGAUCCCUUUGGUGCUGGUUUGUGAAGGGGUCCCAAGAGUCUGUGAGCAGACAGGCGUGGGACUGGAAGACCAAAAGCUUGGGGGUUCCCCAAUAAUGGAAAAAGAUGCUGGCUCAUCCAGUUCUGCAUCAACUUCCUACCUGCCUACCUACCUUACCUGCUGUGCCUACCAACUCUGCUUAUAUCUCCUCUGCGUCGAGCUAACACUGCUGUUGUCAACAAACAUCCCAUCCGCCAGCCAUCCACGAGCAACAGCAACAACUCACCCCUUCUGCAUCUUCAGCCUGUAGCCGGGUCCCUCCCUAUCGGCGACACUGCUGCUUUCUCCCCUCUCAAUUCAUGCUUCUCCACCAGUCGCGAGCCUGUUCUGCAGUUCCUGUUUGUGACUGGUCCGUCGACCGCAGCCGUCUCCCACUUUCAUUCUUAGCGAUUUCUGCUUCCCAAGUCUUUGGUCCAAUCCUUCCGUGCACUGACACUGACUGCCUCGCUGCUCCGCCUCGACAUUUCCACUUCCACUUCCACUUCCACUUCCACGUCAAACAUCACCGAAUCGUUCCUGCCCAAAUAAGUCUUCCCACAGCACCAGCAGAGGGGGGAAACAAGUAUUUCACUUCAGCCCUCGGUGCGGCGCACCAGCAAUGUUCCACAGUUGAGAUAUUCAAGAGGAUUUUAUACGAACCACCAAGCUCAGACUAGCAACAACAGCUGACUUCUACUGCUCGUUGAGACGCCCCAUUGGCAAGCUUCCCAAAGAUUAAAUUCGAUCUGGCUGUACAAGGUUUCCUGAGGCGUCCGUCGUGCGAGAAUCAGACCUUCGCUGCUUUUGGAGACAGUUCGGAGAUAUCACCAAAAGUAUCGCGGUUCCCGGGCAUCCAGACUUCAGAAGUCCUCGAAAAGCGUCUUACCGAUUUUGUAGUCAAGCUUCACAGCUAUCAGCAGAGCUGGGAAGGUAGUGGGAAAGGUCAAUGUCCCGGUCCUGGGGACCAUCCAGGGUUAGGGGAUCAGGACCCGAUGUCGCAGAAGCCAUCUGCGUCUCGUCCUGCAUCUCGGUCGCCGCCCGAAGGUCAAAGAUUCGUUCUACCACCUGUGCAGCUUCGAGAUGACUCUCAGCAUGAGGGACGACAGGCAGAGAGACAGCAGCCGGAGCCCGAAAAUCGAGCUUUUUCUCAUCAACCGCAGAUAUCCCCUCAACAUGCUCAGACCUCCCAGAACAUAGGAUCUGGAGAGGAUUGGAGAGGCGCGAGACAGCAGAGGGACCUGGGAGUCCAUUCUAUACUGAACCCAUCGGAGCCUGAGGGUGGUGGUAGUUCGAGUCGACGACUUAGCGGCGCGACGAAUGAGUCUCCCAUCUCGGCUAUGGAGCGGACCCCAUAUGGCGCAAGUCCCUCAACUGCUCCAUCUCAUGCCUUUCCUGGUCAACAAUUGCCUCAGGGAUUGGCACCUCGACGGAUCCUGACCCCAAGAUCACCAUCAGCUCGAAAUGUGAGCGGUGGAAGAGGAGCUCCGGCAACCAUCGACGCGCAACAAUCGCCUUUUUUGCCUUCAAGAGGCAGAGUGUACAUGGCCGAGCCUGGACCCAAUGCAUCGUCGGAUAUCCCUCCAAUGCCUACUCCUGGGCAAUCACAGUACCAGCAGCAGUAUGGCUUUCCACCCGCAUCUUCAACACCAUCCAUUGUACCUCGGCGGUCGAGUGGGGGUACAAUGCAAGCUCCUGGCCGCGCAAGACUUUCGCAAAGCGCAAGUCCGAGUAUUUCAGCAUCGUCAAACAAUCCUUCAUCAAGUCAGACCUCCCCGGCAUCUUUCCUCUUCCACAAAGGUGGAACACAGCCCACCUCGUACUAUCCCGGUUCAUCAUUUGGGACUGCAAUACAAGCGGGAGGUGGCAUGCAAUUCCAAGGGCCCUCUGGAGUACCUGAAGGUCCGUACACUUCUCCAGAUCCUCAGACUCAAGCCAGCUCUCUCCAGUCCAGCAGCGCAGGCAGUUCAAGGCAGACUUCUGCUUCAGAUCCCAUUCAAGUCAUGACAAUAACCACGUCUAAAGGCUCGUAUACUAUGCCUGUGGACGUGCACCAGGCUUCCAAAUUGGCUGAUGAAAAACGUGCAAGGAACGCAGGCGCCUCUGCAAGAUUCCGGCAACGCAGAAAAGAAAAAGAGAGGGAGGCAAACACGAGCAUUGAAAAGCUCCAACAGCAGGCGCGAGAGCAGGACAGAAGAAUGCGGGAGAUUGAGGGGGAACGGGACCGGUACAGACUAGAGAGGGACAGACUGCGAGAUCUGUUACUCAGAAAUCCCGAGAUGAGACACCUUGCUUUGCAAGGUCCUCCAAGUCCCCAAAGCAUGCGAUCGGGAUCGUUUCCGGGCAUGGGCCAGCCGCCGCCACAGCCUCCCCCUCAGACGAGCUUUCAUGCGCCGGACACAACCACAGAACGAGCUCCUAGGAGAAGGAGGACGGACACGCAAGGGGAAUUCACCAGCUUGCCCUACUCUCUUCCACCAGCUCCAAGUCUCCCUCCAGUUCAGUCCCCUGGAGGAUAUUUUGGCCCUCCUGGACCGCCAAACCUGCCUCCUCUACGGAUGGAGCCGGCCCCUGGCCCGCAGACGCCAAGUGGAAAUGUCACCCCUUCGACGGGCGCUGGUCCUCUACCUCAUGACCCCUAUGCGCGUGGUCCAUACGAACGCGGUUGGACUGGAGAUGCUGGACGCCGGUAGUUCCAUUGCGACUGGACUCUGCGGAAAAUAGCCGAGGUCAACAACCUCGAUCGACGAUCCGCGACAAUCGCGGCGUCUAAACAUACCUCCUCCCUAAUAUCUAAUUCCACAUACGUUGUCUCUGUUGUGCGAGCACGAUUCAUGCUUGCCAGCUAUCGACCAAACUCUACAUACAUAAGCAUUGUAUCUACCCUGUGUAUCUCUAUCCCACAUAUCUCUUUUUUCAUCGUCACAUCGACCACCAUUUUCAUCACCAACCUCAUCAUUAUCAAGGAGCGACAGGGAGAAGGAAGAGCAGCAUUGUUGGGCAACCGACCUCAUAUAUCCCCAGAUUUUUGUCUUCUCGUAUUUCAUUUCCAGCGAAAAACAGCGAGUUUAUACCCCCUGGUGUGGUGCAUACUUUUUUUUCCCAUAUACCUUCAAACCAAUUUUUGCUUUUGGUCACAGUCCAAUGGUGCCAUAUAAAUCUCUGGGCUUUUUGUGAACUUCUUUGGAAGCUCCUGAUCAGACUUUGCGCUUUUUUUACUAUCAUUUUUUGCGUUUCAGCAUGGAGUUUGCUGUCGUCGGGGGACAACCAUAUCUUGCACGGCACGGGCAUACCUUGGAGCAGAGGGGUUGUGUUUUCUGGGGUCUCUGGCUCGGCUUCGGGAGGGGGAGUCUAGGGGGUUGGUAUUUGUGCUUUUUGAGGUGGGAGUGGAGGAUCAAAGGACCAAGGGAGAUAGACUGGGUUAGAAGGGUCGAUCUAUCAAAUUGAUGCUUCGUGCUGAACCAGAGAGAUAGCAGGAGGGCGAGCGGGCGUCCAGAGCGAGGGUUGGCUGCUUGUACAAGAUUGGAUCUGGGACGGGCCGGGACUCGGGUAUACAUAAAAAUCAGACUGUAUUGUACGAAAGAGAAGGGCAGCUGUGAUCCUCACAGUAUAGCGGACGCAUGUUAAUGGGCUGGUGGAAGUCAAUUCUGACAUAAGGUUCUUUGCAUCAUGCAUGCAAGCCAACACAAGUAGGCAAAACAUGCCGUUGCCAAGUAUCGAUAGUCGUGCCUGAACCAAGUGAGGGGUAGUGAGACCUUGCGCCUCCAAAUUUCAUGCUUGGGCGGUCAUGGCGGCGCUAAAGGUUCACAUCCAAGGAAGUCCAUGCGAGUUGUAUUGAAUUUUAGAAAGCUUCCUUUACAUCAAAGUCUAACGAUAGUUAUAUCAAGC
Cadophora gregata is the source of this 4173-nucleotide messenger RNA. RefSeq lists its product as uncharacterized. Gene Ontology annotation, biological process: regulation of DNA-templated transcription. The transcript has 2 exons. Gene Ontology annotation, molecular function: DNA-binding transcription factor activity. Lineage: Eukaryota; Fungi; Ascomycota; Leotiomycetes; Helotiales; Ploettnerulaceae. The record is from RefSeq and is a predicted model, not a curated record. The coding region runs from base 1281 to 2978 and encodes 565 amino acids.